AUGAAGUGGUUUGGGCCUCUCCAGCAGAGACUGAGUGUUUUUGCUUUCACUCUCAUACAGGUCCUUAUUUGUCCUUAUUGGUUAACAAUAUCCCCUCCUUUCCCCUACAAGAACAUGAAGCACUACAAAGAAAAGAUCAUUCUAGAAUGUGAUGUAGGAUCAGCAGUGGGGUUCUGGGCUGUGCUGGGUUAUAUAGGACUCCUCUCUAUAUUGUGUUUUGUUUUAGCUUUUCUAGCUCGCAAGCUGCCUGACAACUUCAAUGAAGCCAAAUACAUCACAUUCAGCAUGCUCAUAUUCAGUGCAGUCUGGAUCACCUUUAUACCAGCUUAUGUCAGCUCGCCAGGAAAGUUCACUGUAGCUGUGGAGAUCUUUGCAAUUUUAGCAUCUAGUUUUGGCUUGCUAUUCUGUAUCUUUCUUCCAAAAUGUUCAAUAAUAUUAUUCAGACCUGAACAAAAUACAAGAAAACAUAUAAUGGGUAAAACAGAUGUGAAAUCUCAGUGA
Molecule: messenger RNA, 501 nt
Organism: Conger conger (European conger)
Lineage: Eukaryota; Metazoa; Chordata; Actinopteri; Anguilliformes; Congridae
Product: vomeronasal type-2 receptor 26-like
Exons: 2
Coding region: 1-501 (166 amino acids)
Biological process (GO): G protein-coupled receptor signaling pathway
Cellular component (GO): membrane
Molecular function (GO): G protein-coupled receptor activity
Source: RefSeq, a predicted model, not a curated record